This is a messenger RNA of Mizuhopecten yessoensis (Yesso scallop), 4104 nucleotides long. RefSeq lists its product as uncharacterized. Gene Ontology annotation, molecular function: cysteine-type endopeptidase activity. Gene Ontology annotation, biological process: proteolysis. The transcript has 7 exons. The coding region runs from base 48 to 1193 and encodes 381 amino acids. Lineage: Eukaryota; Metazoa; Mollusca; Bivalvia; Pectinida; Pectinidae. The record is from RefSeq and is a predicted model, not a curated record.
AGAAAUAGAUAUCAUUCAGUACAUAUAUGAGGAUCUUGGCUUAAACAAUGUCUACUGUUCGCGUUGCAUUAGACCCACAUGGGCAAGUGAAAGACAUCCCUAUUUGCGACGGUGUGCUGCACAUCAAGGAACUGAAGUCUGAAUUUCAAGAGGCAACUGGCCUGAAAUACUGCGAUGGAGAUGGGGUUUGGACUGCGGUCGAAAUGGAGAAUGAUGCAUUUAAAAUUACUCAAAAUGACAGUCACCUGUUUGUGGUUGUCAAUAAUGUUUUCACCGUAGAUGGACCUGAUGACAGGAACUUCGAUUCUUGUAAAAGAGAGUAUACCAGCAUCUUGAAGCCAAAACCUCCAAGAAACUUAGCUGUCAUCAUUGGUAACUUUGAGUUUCCCUGGGAGAAUGACAAGCUCCCCGGUGCUAAAACAGAUCUUAAAGUAAUGACAAUGAUGCUGUCUUCACCUCCUUUCAACUUUACUGUAUUGAAGUGCUCAAAUUUGACGAGGAAACAAAUGGAAAUAGUCGCAAAAGAUGCUGAACAUCUAUGUACAAAAGACUUAAAAUCUUUUCUUUGGUUCAUAUCCACUCAUGGAUAUGUUUCUGAUGGACACCAAAUGUUGAAAGGCAUCGAUGGUACAUAUGUCAAACUUACAGAUCUAAUAAUUUCAACUCCAGACCCAUCUACACCCAAAGUAUAUCUUGUAAAUGCUUGCAGAUUUGACGGUCGUGUAGAUCAGGUAGAUCUAGGUGCUGAAUUCCAAGUUGUAGGUGAAUCUGCUGUGCAUGGUGGAGGAGACGGCAGUGCUGGAGAUGAUGACGAAAGUGAAGCAAGACACAAAAUUAGCGAAUCUAGAUCUGGAGGUGAUCCUAGCCCAAAGAUAUUCUCUCCAAUACCAGCAGAUGCUUAUACAGACAGAAUGAUCCACUGUCCAACAAACUUCCUCCUUGUCUACGGGUGUCCUGUAGGGCAAGGAAUCCCAGAUUAUGUACCUCAUCCACCUGAAAGAAUCAGCUGGCUUGUACACAGUCUAAAGAAAGUCGUGAAAAGAUAUCGUGAAGCACAGGAACCUGUUAACCUAUUAAGUCUGCUAACAGAAGCAAAUGGCUACUGUUGUUGUGAAUUAGAUUUAGAAAGAAGAAAGUACACCUUUGUGUUGGAACACAGGCUGACCUCAGAUAAAGGACUAUGCUUUCCUUAACAGAACAUAUGAAUUAAUCUACUGAUAGAUUUACAAAUCUACAUUUGCUGACAUAAAUUUUACAAUGAUAAUAAUAUCAGUGUAAUGAAAUAUGUCAGCAGGCAAUGAUAAAUGUAAUUUUGUGAUUGUAUAAGGCUAUAUAAUACACUCAAAUCUUGCAAUUUUUUCUUAUCCAAAAAAUAUUAUUGAUUAAUAAUAUGUGCAGGGAAUGUGUGGAUUUUUUUUACAUUACGGUUAUGAAUAGCAGCUAGCUGAUCUUUAUAUCCUGUGGAUCUUGUUAAUUGUUGUAUUGGUUCUCUCUAGCUCAAAACGUCAACACUGUAAACGUACUUGUGUUAGCAUGCUCAUAAUAUCCAUAUACAAUAUGUUUUUAUGCUUCAUGAUAUUUUGGUAAUUCAUUUAGCAUUGAAACGAUCUAUAGCAAGCAUUUAUAACAUAAAUGAGUACUUCCAAAUUAAGUGUAACAAUCACUAAUACCAAUGCAACUAUUCUGGGAGAUUGAACAGCAUUACUCAACGAGUAUAUCAGAGAGUUUUAACAUACCCUACAGCUACAGCAUCACUCCAUGAGUAUAUCAGGGAGAGUUGACAUACAGCAUCACUCCACCAGUAUAUCAGGGAGAGUUGACAUACAGCAUCACUCCACGGCUAUAUCAGGAAGAGUUGACAUACAGCAUCACUCCACGAGUAUAUCAAGGAGGGUUGACAUACAGCAUCACUCCACUAGUAUAUCAGGGAGAGUUGACAUACAGCAUCACUCCACCAGUUUAUCAGGGAGAGUUGACAUACAGCAUCACUCCACGAGUAUAUCAGGGAAACAGAAUCACUCCACGAGUGUAUCAGGGAGGGUUGACAUACAGCAUCACUCCACUAGUAUAUCAGGGAGAGUUGACAUACAGCAUCACUCCUCCAGUUUAUCAGGGAGAGUUGACAUACAGCAUCACUCCACCAGUUUAUCAGGGAAACAGAAUCACUCCACGAGUGUAUCAGGGAAAUUUAUCAUACAGAAUCACUCAGUAUCAGAAUCAGAAAGUAUGUAUAAUGUACUCUGACAUGUAGAUUUAUAUUCUUUACAAAAUCUUUUAUAAAAUAUUGUAGAUUAGGGCAGUUUUUACAAUUCAAUUAUAAAAUUGUAUGUUUUCAUCAACACUGAUCUCAGGAAUUUCAGUUGAUAUCAUCUAAGAAUAAUUUACAGCUCUCUUGAUUGUACCUUUUCUGGAUGGCAAUUCAAGAUGUUUCCACCUCAGUUUUGAGAUAUAAAAUCAGCAGGUCCCUCUACACAUAGAUGAUACAUUUAUUUUUAAUGAAAUUAAUUCUUUCCUUAGAAAAGCAUAGAUUAAAACAUUACACGUUACAAUAAUAUGUCAACAGGGGUCAUAUAUAUUGCAAGUAAUUUUGAGACAUUUUAAUAUGCCAGUCCAAUAACGGAACCUAUUAUGAUAUCACGUGAGCAGUCGAUUGUGUGGACAGGCAAGCACGGGGUCCACCACGAUAGUUCAGACAAGUUCGAUAACCACCAUUGUCCGACUAAGUUAAUGAGUUAUACCCCUUUAAUAAAUUGCUGAAACAGUGUCUGCUCGAUAUCUCAAGUAAUUUUCAAUGGAUUAGCUUCAAACCGAGUAACUUUCAAUGGAUUAACUAACUUCAAACCGAAUAAUUUUCAAUGGAUUAACAUCAAACCGAGUAAUUUCUAAUAGAUUAACUUCAAACCGAGUAAUUUUCAAUGGAUUAAUAUCAAACUUCAUGGGAAGGUUGAUUACCAUGAAAACUUGGAUGAUUGGAUAACCACCAUUGUCUGAAUGUAAUUUACGAAGGUAUGCCCCUUUAUUCAAUUGCUGAAAUGGUCUCUGCUCCAUAUCCCUGUUUAUUGUCAAUGGAUUUAUUUCAAACUACAUAGGAAGGUUAUUAUGAGAGCUUAAACUGAUUGAAUAAAAACCAUUAUCCGACAGUAUUUUAGGGAGUUAUGCCCCCUUUAUAAGUGGAGUGAGUGUAAUCACAAUUAAUUCACCAUUAUUAACAGAUUAUUUCCCAUGGUUUCAUUAUUGAUCUACCAGGUAUGUUGGAUUAUACCUCCUUUAACAUCAAUUACUCACAAAUGUUUCAUUUACAAACAACUAUUAAUUCAACGUGUGGUAGGUAUAUUAUGUACCGCUUCAUGGUAGAUUUUGUCACAUUGCCUUUUUUCCCACUUGAAAGUUUUAAAAUAUGAUGUCCAAGAUAUAUAGUAACAUUUAAUUAACCAAUUGUAAGUGCUUUCAAUUUUAUGCAAAAAUAUCUACAUAAUAUCUUAUUUUAUACUCACUUGUCCUUCGUUCAUUGUGUAAUUAUUUGAAUCGUGUGUCAUAUCAUGAUGAACUGUUCAUGUUAAGGUAAAGGGUACUUUCAGUUCAGAAUAUGUUAUUACCUUUGUAAUUUUUAUGAAAUCUUAAGUUUUAAUGAUCCCUGUCCCACUACAUUGAGCUUUUCCCUCUACAUGUAGUUUGGAUAUAACUGUAGCACAAUUGGCCAGGACCCUUCUGUUGACCAGUUGGUAGCUCAAUCAGUAAGAGCAAUAGUAUAUAUAUCUGAAGUCCAGGAUUCCCAUCUCGGUCUCAUUGAUUUCUUUUGCAUCAGAACAAUUUUGUAAAUUAUAUUUUGUUGAAAAACUCCUUUUGCUUGCCUUUUUUUCAAAUCUCCAAGUAGGAAUUUUCUUUGUGAUUACAACUGAUGCAAUGGUACCCUCUACCUUGAAUUUUUAGUUCCUAACUCUAAAAAUCAUUGCCUAUUUUUUUUCCCUUACGUCCAAACAUUAUCAAACAAGUGUGUUAUAUGCAUGUUGUGUUGUUAUAUAUUGAUAUGUAUGUUGCCGAUAUAAUACAGUUUAGAGUUAUACUAACCCAGAUGUAGUAAUUAACACUUUUGGUAAUCGCCUG